This is a messenger RNA of Dichomitus squalens LYAD-421 SS1, 1174 nucleotides long. Its product is annotated as t-SNARE. Bases 55 to 876 code for a protein of 273 amino acids. The transcript has 6 exons. Gene Ontology annotation, cellular component: SNARE complex; endomembrane system; membrane. The record is from RefSeq and is a predicted model, not a curated record. Gene Ontology annotation, biological process: Golgi to vacuole transport; vesicle fusion; intracellular protein transport. NCBI's taxonomy places the organism in Eukaryota, Fungi, Basidiomycota, Agaricomycetes, Polyporales, Polyporaceae. Gene Ontology annotation, molecular function: SNARE binding; SNAP receptor activity.
CCACUACUUGCCAUCUGCAGCUUUCUAUCAUUCUCUUCAGCUCUCGUCGCCAACAUGAGUUUCCAAGACAUAGAGACCGGACUGGCGCAGCGCCCGCCGUCGCCCGGCGCCGUUCCACAAUCCCCAGAAGAGUCCGCAUUCGUUACCCUUCAGUCCUCGCUAUCGCUCCAGGUCUUCAAGAUCAAUUCAAAUGUUCAGGGUAUCUUGAAGCUCGUCGAUCAGCUUGGCACUGCCAGGGACUCCGCCACCCUGCGUAAAUCGCUGCAUGAUCUCACGGAGUCGACGCGUGCAAUGGCGAAGAGGGGGUCGGAUGACUUGAAGAAGCUCGCGACGAUGCAGGCAACCCUGCCUCGGUACAAGACGUCAUUGCAGAAGACCUCGCAUGAUCUCCAGCUCUCCCUCGUCGCGUUCCAGCGCGCACAGCAAGUCAGUGCGGAACGUCAGCGCACGGUCGUUGAAGGCGUGAAGCAUGCCGUGCAUGAUGAGGCCAACGUAUCGGAGGAGCAGGCUCGUGCUUCAAGUCCGACGCCCUCGCAACGUCAGGCACAGAUCCUUCAGACACAGUUCUCUCCUCAGGAGCUCGCGUUCCAGGAAUCCCUCAUCCAGGAGCGCGAGGAGGAGAUCCGGGAAAUAGAGACGGGCAUCCACGAACUCCACCAGAUCUUCCGUGACCUUGGCACGCUCGUGCAGGAGCAGGGUGGCAUGCUCGACAACAUCGAGUCAAAUAUCUCCUCCAUCGCCGUCGACACCGCCGGUGCUGCGGAAGAGCUGACUACUGCGCACGAGUACCAGCGGCGUGCAGGCCGGCGCGCGCUCUGCCUCAUGCUCGUGCUAGUAGUCGUCGUCGCCGUGGUCCUCCUGGCAAUUUUGUCAUGAUGAUCGACGCCCGCCUAUGACGACAUAGCCCAGACCUCACGCACACGGACUUGCAUUCACGAUUUGGAUGGCUUAUGAUAUAUCUCCCAUUAGUUUCGGGACGGCGAUCGCUCUUAUAUCCUUGUUUAUGCUGCUAAUUAUGGUCGCCGUUGUACAUCUGUAUGCCUACAUCGUACAGUGGGUACAGCGCGGACUCUCUCUGGACUUUAGUGGAGUAGCUGUGGAACGUCAACCUAGUGAACGUGGUAUUCGGAUGCUUUGCGGCGAUUAGAGCUGGAAUAAGGAAACCACUUAUAUC